Messenger RNA from Diabrotica balteata, 5093 nucleotides. NCBI's taxonomy places the organism in Eukaryota, Metazoa, Arthropoda, Insecta, Coleoptera, Chrysomelidae. The record is from the annotation of a GenBank genome assembly.
ACGUAAAUCAGAAAAACGCUUCCUCCUUUCCUUUUUGUUCGCUGUUUAUAAGCACAUCCUCCAUUUUGUUGUUGAACCAAAAAGGUUAAUUGUAUGUUUUAUGUAAUUAUUAAACGUUAAUGUUAUAAGAAAAUGAGUGAUUAUUCUGCGGUUGCUCCGCCACCACAAAAUUUUAAUCAAUCUACAGCAUUUGCAGCGGCUGUCCAACGUGCUAAACAGAUUGCGGCUAAAAUUAAUCCAGGAACCACCGGCAACGAUAGUAGGCCGAAAAGACCUUUGGAAGAAGCUGCAGAUGAGUUUGAUGUAGAACCGGAUGCGAAAAAAGGACCAGCUUCUUUGGUAUCUUCACAAAACCAAGCCCCCCCUAAUAUGGGAAGACCUCCACAGAACCAAGGAAUGGGUGGAGGCGGCGGAGGCCCCCCUGGCAUGCAGCAAGUAAGCGAAGACAUUAAAGUUCCAGAUAAAAUGGUUGGCUUAAUAAUAGGCCGUGGAGGUGAACAGAUAACAAGACUGCAAUCUGAGACUGGUUGUAAGAUACAAAUGGCGCCCGAUUCUCAGGGUAUGUCAGACCGAAUAUGUUCAUUGUCCGGUCCCAAAGAUGCCGUAGAAAGAGCCAAACAACUCAUCUCUGAUAUUAUUCGGCAGAGGGGUGGACCUCCCGGUGUUAGCGACGAUGAAAUGCCAUAUCAAAACAACCAUUCCGAUUUUCAAGGAGUCACCAGUAUCGGUGGUCCAGGAGGCCCUGGCGGCGGCGGCCCCGGCCAAGGCGGCCGCAACUCCAUCGAAAUCAUGAUUCCCGGACCAAAAGUAGGACUUAUCAUCGGCAAGGGAGGCGAGACUAUCAAACAGCUGCAAGAAAAAAGUGGCGCAAAGAUGGUCGUAAUUCAAGAUGGUCCUAAUCAAGAACACGAGAAGCCCCUAGUAAUCAGUGGCGAACCUCAAAAGGUAGAACAUGCCAAACAGCUAGUAUAUGACUUAAUAGCUGAAAAGGAGAUGAAAAGUUUCAACAGAGGCGGCCCCAGAGGACGUCAAAACCAGGGACCAAACGAUGGAGGUUACAAUGAUUAUGGCGGUGGAGGCGGUGGCGAACAGAUGGAAGUCUUAGUACCACGUCCGGCUGUUGGGGUUGUAAUAGGAAAAGGUGGAGACAUGAUAAAGAAAAUCCAGGCUGAAACAGGUGCAAAAGUACAGUUCCAACAGGCUCGCGAUGAAGGCCCCGGCGACAGAAGGUGUUACUUAUCAGGAAAUCCUAAACAAGUUGAAAUGGCCCGUCAGAGGAUAGACGAACUCAUAGACAGUGUGCUACAGCGUGACGGCGACGGUGGUAUGGGUGCUCCUAUGGGUGGCGGUAUGCGCGGAGGCCGUGGCGGCGGUCGCGGUGGACGAGGUGGCCAUCACGGUGGACGUGGUGGUGGCCAAGGCGGUUUCGAUAGGGGCGAUCGAAACGGCGGUGGUGGGGACUUCGGUGGUGGUAAUCAGUGGGAAGAUAGAAGAGGCGGUGGGCCAGGCGGACUUCAAGGUGGCGGUCAACAGGACGUUGUUUCGUUUACAGUGCCGGCUAAUAAAUGUGGAGUUAUUAUUGGUAGAGGCGGUGAAACAAUAAAACAAAUCAAUCAACAAUCUGGUGCAUAUUGUGAGUUAGAUAGGCGAGCUCAAAAUCAGAAUCCUACCGCGAACGAAAAAGUAUUUAAUAUCAAAGGCGAUCCUGAUUCGAUUGAAACGGCAAAACGAAUCAUCCAAGAAAAAGUACAAAUGCCUUUAACUUUCGUAUCACAAAGCGGCGGCGGUGGCGGCGGACCACCGAUGAACACCAGCAUGCCAACCGCAUACCCAGGCAUGGCACCACAGAAUUACAAUCCUCAGAAUAGUUGGGGAAUGCAAGGCGGUGGUGGUGGAGGAGUUGGAGGUGCUGGUGGUUAUCAACAGCAGCAACAGUGGGGAGGUCAACCACAAGGUGCUGAUUCACAAUCAGGUCAACCCAACAAAGUACAAGUAAACCCAUCGACCGGCCAACCAGAUUAUUCCAUGCAGUGGGCAGAGUAUUAUAGAUCUUUAGGUAUGCACAGAGAAGCAGAAAUGAUCGAACAACAGGCGAAGGCUAAAGCUACCGGAGGUUCGAUGCAAACGGCUCCUGCUCCAGCCCAACCAGCUGCGCCCACCCAAAAUGCUACUCCCUCAUCUCAGGCUGAUUAUAGUGCCCAAUGGGCCGAAUAUUACAGAAGUAUGGGUAAACAUAAGGAAGCUGAAGCCAUUGAAGCACAGAUGAAAAAUAAAGGGCCAAUGCCAGGAGCGGCAGGUGGAGCAGCGACUGGACAAGCACCAGCUGCACCAGGAACUCAACCUGGUGGAUACUCCCAAGCCCAAGCACCUUAUGGUGGUUACCAACCUCAAGCUGCAGCUGGUGGCUAUUACGGCGGUCAACCUCAAACAGCUCCAGUCCCUGGAGGAGUACCCCAAGGCGGCUAUGGUUUCCCAUCUUACGGUUAUGGAGGCCAACAGCAACAACCGCCACAAUCUCAGGAAUAAUCAAGAAAAUUUUAGAAUAUGGCCGCAAUUGUCUGCUAAGAACUUCCAGAGAAAACAUUUCUUAGACCUUAAGAAUAUUUUAAAGAACAUUACAUCAGGUAUAUUUUAUAAUCGCAGUGUUUGUUUCCCAGAACUAGAAGUUUCACACUCACGCUAUACCAGAUAUUCAGUAAUUAUUAGAUAUUUAAAUAUUUCAUUAUAGAUUUAAGUAUUUUUUUUUCUGUUCAUACAUUUACACAUGCAGUUGACAUCAAUUGGAAAUUUUGUUCCAAUAAAACGUAUGACUACAAUAUUUUUAUUUGCUUUUUAUUGGUCCCAUUGUAUUUUGAAAAUAUAAUUGCUAAUGCUUAUUGUCGUAUUAAAUACUACCAUGAAUGUGUUUUACUUUUUAUUUUUGACUGUGUUAAAUAUUUUUUCUUGUAAAGGUAUUUUUAUAUAGAACGUAAGUUUAAGAUUUACUAAGUGUUAUUGUAUGAGGUUAUUCGGUAGGUAAAAUGGACAAUGGAGCUUGGAUCUGCAAAUAGGUAAGGAAUGUAAGGUUUAGUCGCUGCAUCACUUGGCUAAAAGUGACAUUGAUUAUAUCCAUUAAUUUUAUAAAGAUUGAAAUUGUGAGUAUACCAAUAAUUACAUUGCUUCUAUUAGUAUAUAUUUCUUCCGUUCUUUAUCCCUGUUAAUGUUUAAUACUACUUCAGUGACAAAGAUUGAAUAAUUAUUGAUACAAUUUGAUGCUUCCAUAAACAAAAAUAUUGUGUGUUUCAAUAAACGUAUGUUUUUCUCCGCCAACAACAGUUUCACGCAUUUAAUAAAGUAUUUUUUAACAAAUAUGGAGUUUAAACGAAGAUCUAGAUCAGUGGUUCCCAACAUUUUUCCCCUGAUCGCCGCCUUAGACAGGUUUCACCAGUUAUGAAUACUAAAAUCGCCCCCCCCCUCCCCAUUAAAACAAAUAAUGAAUUGAUACAAAAGGUAAGUAUCCAUAUUUAUUUAUUUUUUACAUUUCGUGAAAUGACAAAUGGUUAUACUUGUGUAAAAGAAUUGUUAAUGGCUUUCUUGGGCCUUCCUCACAUAUUUCUUUGUCUGGUUGUUGGUUAAUGUUGGUUAAUAAAAACCUCAAAUCCUCAAACCCUCUUUCUAUUAUGUCGAGCCCAUUUCUUUGUCUGUUUUUCAAUAUACACACAGAACUAAAACCUUUCUCCACUAGAUAUGUUGUGGGGAAUGAUAAUAAUAAUAAUAAUAAUUUGAUUGCAUUCCACAAUAUUAGAUACACUUCUUUUAUCCGCGGCCAAAAUCUUUCAUUCCCACACUCCCGAAACAAACCUUCAAUUUCAACAUCAUGUUUCAAAUUAAUAAAGUUUUCUUGAAGAAAAGGAGGUACCGUUGAAACUUUCAAGCUGAAAGGAUUGAUAAACCAAGUUGGCACUUUCAGACUAGUCAAAUCUUGAAAUCGGGACUGCAGAUCUUUUUUCAGUGUUUGAAGGUGGAGGCAGUUUUUUAGGUGCUGACAUUCUGAGAGCAAAACAAAAGAGUAAGCCAUUACGGCUUAUUGAGAAGUCAAAGAAUAAAAACACUAUCUCGCAAUUCUCAAUAAUUAUAUUGCCACGCAUCAACGUCACUGUCCGAAUUCUAACAUUGUGACGCCACGUGUUCGAUAAGUUAAGUGGUUAUGUCCGAAUUGAAAGACAGACUUAACAGUUUCACAAAUAAAUCACAGUAUCUUUAUUAAAAUAACAACUCACUGAACAUAAUGACUGUCAGUUGUAACAAAACAACUUUAUAUAUCACAAUACAAAAAUCGGGAAAGAAAGACUCUGCAUUUGAAGCGACGACAACCUCGGCCGUUCGCUUUUUGGUUGAGUCAGAUCGGUAGGAUCGGUACCUACAUCGCACAAUACGAAAGCUCGAUCAAAGGAAAAUGCGGAAUUCGUUAUAAUGUAUAAUUAUAACGAUAAUGUAUAUAAUUAAAUUGUAUUAUGAUUCAUUGUUCUCUGUGACUAGACUAGAUGUUUAUAUUAUUAUUACCUGCAUUGUGUAUUGUAUUUUUUUUCCUCUUUUCUUAUUUUUCUCAACUACCCAUUUCUCGUUUUCCGGGUGCUAAACGCCCCCCAUAUGGCCCCCUUCGCUCUAUCGCCCCCCUGGAUAUCUCAAAUCUCUCCCCCCGGUAACAAUGUAUCUAGUUGAAAAUGAGACUCAUCUUUAAUGAGUCAGAACAUGCAGCCACAUCUGCUAGUGCUUAUCGAGAAGACACUGCCAAAGCUAUUCCUAGAGAGCAUUAUUUAGCAGCACAAGUUAGGCAAAUAUGGAAACAGGCUUUAUUUAAUGAUCACACAAUAUUUUUGUCCCUUUUACUUUUCGGGACAUGUCACAAUGAGAAUAUUUCAGGUAAUACUUACAAAGACUAAACACAUCUAUGUUGCCUUCAAAUGGACAAUCAGUGUUACUUUUAGUUUGAAGUUUUUAGAAGACAAGCAGGUAUUGUCCAGUAUAAGUUAAGUUUUAGUUUCUAAUGUGUACUAUUAAAUCGGAUUAAAUAUUUCAUUGUAUAUUCAUUAAACAUGACCUAUAUGAUUGGU